Messenger RNA from Cyclopterus lumpus (lumpfish), 978 nucleotides. RefSeq names its product iron-sulfur cluster assembly 2 (gene isca2). The record is from RefSeq and is a predicted model, not a curated record. Gene Ontology annotation, biological process: iron-sulfur cluster assembly. Bases 75 to 584 code for a protein of 169 amino acids. Gene Ontology annotation, cellular component: mitochondrion. Gene Ontology annotation, molecular function: 4 iron, 4 sulfur cluster binding; iron ion binding; 2 iron, 2 sulfur cluster binding. The transcript has 4 exons. NCBI's taxonomy places the organism in Eukaryota, Metazoa, Chordata, Actinopteri, Perciformes, Cyclopteridae.
UUUCAGCCAAUAAGGUUGCGAUCUGCCUCUCGUUGUUGGCUGUGGGUGUAACCGCUCAACAUUUGUUAUGGAAGAUGUCAUUCGUGAGAGGAGCUAUGAUGACUGCGUCAAAGUCGAAAGUAUUGAACCUCGCUAGGGCAUUGACUCUUCUGUCCGAAAACAAUGUGGGCCAACAGUUACAUCGACUUCCUCAAAAACACGUUUCCGUUUACACGACGGGGCUUCGUCGCUUUAGCAGCGCCUCUACCCAGCAGAAGCCACCUGAAGUACAACUCACCGAGUCGUGUGUGAAGAGACUCGGGGAAAUCAUGGGGAAGGGCGAUUAUCUGAGAAUACAUGUGGAGGGAGGAGGCUGCUCCGGGUUCCAGUACAAGUUUUCUGUUGACAAUAACAAGAAUGAAGAUGACAGAGUGUUUGAGCAGGGAGGAGUGGGCAUUAUUGUUGACCAGGACAGCCUGGAGUUUGUGAAAGGAGCUACUCUGGACUUCAGCCAGGAGCUGAUCCGCUCCACCUUCCUCGUGCUCAAGAAUCCUCAGGCCGAUCACGGCUGCUCCUGUGGAAGCUCCUUCUCAGUCAAACUAUGACCCUGCAUCAAUGUUGCUUGAUACCCUGAUUUACCAGUUUAUGUACGAAAUACAAUUAAUUACCAGAGGCACUUUUAAACUAGUGCCUUCUAACUAUUGGUUUUGUAGGUGUGAAACAGUUAAACUGAAUGAAAGUAUGGGGUAUAUAUUUAUCGUUGUGUUAUUUUGCAGAUAGAGACAGUCUAUGCUAAUUGGUAGCUAAAUUCACAAUAUUGAACUGUAAUCAUCAUGCAUUCAAUCCGAAGCAAAGGCUCAAUUGAGGCGUUUGAGUCAGCAGUGCAGAGGCUUACCCUUGUUGUAAAAUAUGUAAAUAUGCUAAAACUAUGAUUGCAGAGAGCUACGCUAUUGUGUAUUUGUUUCAUCAUAAUAAAAUUGAGUGAAUUUCAGAUAUGUA